AGGAUCCGCCCUGGAUGCUGCCGAGUUUGCUACUAUGAUACUUGAAGAUGCAGGAGAAACUAAUGCCGGGUAUGGAUCCAACCUGACAGAAUCUGGUACUAUUGAGAUGGAUGCAGGAUUGAUGGAUGGAACGUCUCUACUCUUUGGUGCUGUUGGAGCUAUUACAGAGGUCAAGAAUCCGAUCCAGGUUGCCCGAAAGCUAGUUGAUGAACAGAAACUAGGGUUGCUUCCUCUUGGUCGUGUCCCCCCUGGGUUCCUGGUGGGGGAGGGGGCCAAGGAAUGGGCGGCGAGACACGGUAUACAAACCGUCAAGUCAGAGAAUCUCAUUAGCGACAAAGCUGCCAAACUAUACAAGCAUUACAAGAAGAAGUUGGAUCUGUACAAGUUAAGUGUAGAGGAGAACACGAAAAGAAAGCAAGGAGACAGCAGUUCAUUUAAUUCUUGUAAACGAUUGAGAACAGCCCAGCAUCUCUCACUAGCUGAACAUGUCAGAAGCAAUGACGGAGCUACAAGACUUCUGGACGGAAAUUCCAUAGAUUUCGAGGAUUCUAAUCAGAUGUACCGAAACCUUUAUGAAGUAACCAUUGAUAGAAUCAAUCCAACUGAUGAACAAUCUACUUCAGGAUGCAAUAUUUAUCCGUUACUGCAAAAUCCCUACACGUUCUCUCAUUCUUUAUCUCAUCUGCCACAAGCCAAUACCCCACUGAAAUACACAGCUGCCAACCAUAUGCCCCGUUCUUCAGCACAAGCCCCUCCUUCUAAUACCAAGCCUCUAGCAAGAUACUCCCUCGAGUCAUCUAAUAACUCAACUCCUCAAAUAAAUACUCAAGGGAAAUGUGAUUUAACUCAGCAACAUUCCAUGAAUAAAUUUGCACUUGAAAAUCCCUUUAACACCGGUGAUGUAUCUGUUGAUCCUGGGGACCUACUCAUAGCAACCAGCACUCAUGGAGACUUAAUGCUGGGGCAAGGGGACCUACUUAUCAGUACAGAAAGUACGAACAGCACUGAAGCUCUGAACAACGAGUUGAAAAGUUUUAACGUUGAUUCUUGUAAUCCUAUCCCGGCCCCACACCUUCACCAUGACUAUAUACGUAAGCACGAGAACCAGCAUCAGGACAAGGAUGGGAAACAAGACGAGGACGACCUUCCUGUUGAAGAUGAUCGUGUGGGGGACACUGUUGGUGUUGUAGUCCUGGAUCGUGAGGGGCAUGUAGCUGCUAGUGUAUCCAGUGGAGGGAUUGCUCUUAAACAAUCGGGACGAGUUGGUCAGGCAAGCUGUUAUGGCUGUGGUUGUUGGGCUCAGAGACCAAUAAAAAAGGACAGUUGUAGCGUAGGGGUCAGCACAACAGGUUGUGGAGAGCACCUGGUCCGAACCCUACUCGCUAAGGAGUGCGGACAAGGUUUGACCAACUCUACAACUCCUAUGGAUACUCUGCAGUCUAUCAUGAAGGAAAAGUUUGCUGAAUCUGAAUUCUUAUCAGGAUUGAAUGAAAAGCUAGGAGGAGCAAUUUGCAUGCAAUUUAAUAAGGAGACAGGGACUGGUAAUUUUCUUUGGACCCACACUACCGCGUCUAUGGGAAUUGGUUUCCAGACCACAGGAGAUGCUGAGGCCACUGUAAAGAUGUCUAGACUUCCUAAACCUUCCACUAACCAGGGAACUACGAUUUUAGUGGAAUCUGUCAGCUUUAAAACUGAGGACUAAUUGGUUGAAAACUGGAGACUAAUUUGUUGAAAACUUGAGACUAAUUGGUUGAAAACUGGAGACUUAUAAGUUGAAAACUUGAGACUAAUUAGUUGAAAACUUGAGACUAAUUAGUUAAAAACAUGAGACUAAUUAGUUGAAAACUUGAGACUAAUUAGUUGAAAACUGGAAACUAAUUAGUUGAAAACUGAGGACUAUUUGUUUGAAAAAUGGAGACUAAUUUGGCUGAAAACUGGACACUUGCUGGUUGAAAUAUGAAAACUAUUCACUGAGCAGUGAGCAGUUUGCAACUUAACACUUCCGGGAAAAAUAUGUUCGUUGAAUAGUUUAAAAUUGAACAUUUACUGUUUAAAAACUGACUGAACAUUUGCCAGUUGAGAACGGAACAGUGGACAGUGGACACUUCUUUUUAAAACUUGAAAGCUGAAAGCGAAUUUCUGAUUUGAUUUGUUAUUCGUUUUUUCCUCUUAACUUGUUAAUUGAAAGGAUUAGUAGAAAAACACAUAUUACACAGAUAAAAGAUAAAACUAUAUUGUUCAUGUAAUCAACAACAUAGUGUAAUGUUUAAAUACGUAAAUCUGAAUUAUAAGCUCUAACGAAUGUAAAUAUUAACUCAAUUAUUUAAAUUGUCUUUCCAAUUUAGAGUAGUUCUCUUUAACCAGGCAUAUCUGCCCAAACUUUUAAUAUUUCUAAACAGACUUUACAACUAACUGUACAGUCUGCUGUCUGUACAAGUACAACUAACUGUACAGUCUGUACAACUAACUGUACAUCAUGUACAACUAGCUAAUUUGCAUAUUGUAAAGUUUGUAUAAUUUUAAAUACGUAAAUUGUUCUGUCAUUAGUGCCGAGAUAGUAUUUGUAAAAAUUGUGCGGUAUUGUCGUAGUUUUAUUAUUUCUAUUGAUCAGAUCUUGAGCAUAUCGCAAUAUAUUGUAAAAUUUGCGAACCAAGUUAUUAUAUUAAUUGUAAUGAAUGAAUUUGUUUAAUAAUUGCAAAAGGUCGGAUAAAAUCCUAAUUUUGAACAAUACUAGAAUAUGAAAGUUCUCUUAUGCUGUAAACCCUCAUUUAUUAUUUAUUUAAUCAUCGGAUUAAUUUAAAGGUUGGCUCACAAAUAUUUGACAUUCGGCUACAUCUAAAAUUAUGUCACAUUCUGAAUCUAAA
Messenger RNA from Eurytemora carolleeae, 2864 nucleotides. Its product is annotated as threonine aspartase 1. Gene Ontology annotation, molecular function: threonine-type endopeptidase activity. Gene Ontology annotation, biological process: protein maturation. The record is from RefSeq and is a predicted model, not a curated record. NCBI's taxonomy places the organism in Eukaryota, Metazoa, Arthropoda, Copepoda, Calanoida, Temoridae. The transcript has 14 exons. Bases 35 to 1702 code for a protein of 555 amino acids.